Molecule: messenger RNA, 2893 nt
Organism: Sycon ciliatum
Lineage: Eukaryota; Metazoa; Porifera; Calcarea; Leucosolenida; Sycettidae
Exons: 14
Coding region: 331-2334 (667 amino acids)
Biological process (GO): ammonium homeostasis; ammonium transmembrane transport
Cellular component (GO): plasma membrane
Molecular function (GO): ammonium channel activity
Source: RefSeq, a predicted model, not a curated record
GCUACAUACACGGCACAAUUAUUUAGUUCACAUUGCCGUAAUGUUUCAAUGGAGACUGGAGCAUUGUUCGGUCCAAUGAAGCGGUUCCCUGUAAUUCGGCACUUUUCUCUUGGCUUCAUUUACCUUUCGGAGCAGAGCGGGGGCAGAAGGCCUCUCCAGUAAAGGGGAACUCGAAGCGAGCAGCAACGGCCGUUUCCUGGUGAGAAGGUGUUACUUGAACAGCAAGUGCUGCCUGCUGUGGGAACGUAAUCAUUGGUGGUACUCGCAGCAAGGCGGUUGAAGCUGAUCCUAGUCCUGAAAAACAGUUUUACAUUGGAACAGUAACUGGUGAUGGCAGACCUGCCUGAAGUCUUCCUAGUCCCGAAUGGGUUCAACAAGACGCAGUUCUGCCCAGAGUUCAGCAUCUUCAAGGGCCCCGACGGCAUCCGCUAUUCGGACAAGUACUCCGACGCCAGCGCUACCUGGGUCAUCUCUGCUUCCAUUCUCAUAUUCUUCAUGAAAACUGGCUUUCUCUUUGUCGAGGUUGCAUUCGUCUCAGAUAACCACCAGGCCACUCGCCGUGUGGUCCUGGCCAAGUACCUGGACACCUGUGCCAGCGCAAUUGGCUUCUAUCUGUUUGGAUACGCCGUGUCAGGAGCAGCCGGAGCAAAUAAAGCAGUCUUGGCUGAAGAAAAUGACUUCAUCGAGUGGUUCUUCAGGUUCACAUUUGCCAGCAACACCGCUACAAUUCUUCACGGCACGCUUGUCGGGGAGAAACGGAAGUUACGCAUGCUGGCGCUGUUCCUGUACGCAUUCCUGAUCAGUGCCUUUAUCCAUCCGUUCAUAGCACGUUUAUUGUGGAGUCCUGUCGGAGCCUUUUCCCCGUAUAGGUUCUGUAAUGGCACACUGAAUCGUGAGACUGGGCAGUUUGAUUACCAACGGUCGUUCCCGGGGCCCAACGACAACAUUGUGUUCUUCGACUUUGCCGGCUCCGGCGUUGUGCACAUGCUUGGUGGGUUUGGCGGCCUGGUUCUGGCUCUCCUCUGCAAGCUAGAUCUUCACAAAGCCAACAAGAAAAAUGCCAAGGUUGAACGCAAUGAACACGGCGAAUACCGGGUCAGUAACAACUUCAACGCCAGUGGUGUCUCGGCCGCGUCGCGGUCUAGCAUCAAGCGGGGAUCAAAGGGCAGCUCGCGCACCAGCGGCGGCCCCAUGGAAAUGAGCACGUUGAGUGCGAAUACACCGUCACCCGGCGCUGACCCAUCGCUACAGCAGACCGGACCCAGCGUGGCGUAUCUACCAGCCGACGUAGUGGUGGCAGGUGGUGUGUCCAUCAAUAGCUCGGUUGAAACACGACAUACAAAUGCGGACACGCGGAUUGACGAAGAAGAUGAUUUCCUGGACUGGAUGUACCCCAGAGACUCUUCUGGAGAGCACAUGGAGUUUGCUGCUCUUGGUGUGCUGAUUCUGUGGAUGACCUUCUUUGCGUUCAACUGUGGUACGACGGAGAGCGUGUCUGGAAAGGUUCACCACUCCAUUCUGGGACGCAUUGCACUCAACAUGGUGGUCUCGGGCUGCUUCGGCGGCAUAUGCGGCAUCCUGAUAGCACUGUUCGCGCAGCUCAGGUCACGCAGCCGAUUCAUCAACACCAACGAGAUUGCCAACUGCAUUCUCGGUUCACUGGUGGCCAUCACAGGCGUGUGCCCGUACAUUGACUCUCCACGGGCAAUCGUUGUUGGCAUUGGGGCCACUCUGUUUUAUCACCUCGGAGCACACGCCGAGUUCCGUUGGAAGAUCAACGACACGGCCCGUGUGUUCCCGGUCCAUGGCAUGUGUGGCAUGUGGGGAUUACUGUGUGUAGGUAUUCUUGGACAAGCCAAUCUUAUUCGCCAGACCUAUGAGAACCUAUGCCAGUGCUUGGAGAUCCGCCUACCCGACACAGUAGAUGAUGCAUGGAUGGUUUUCCUCUAUCAGCUUGGAGCCAUCGGCGUCAUAAUGGCGUGGAGUGUCGGCAGCUGCGGCUUCGUCUUCAUCGUCCUCCGCGCCAUUCCCAUGCAGGGCUUUGCCAACAUGGUGGACUUCUUGUUUGUGGAUUUCUUCGACCACUACAUCCUCCCGGUGCUGACUGUCAUAAUCGCGUGCAAGAAGCCUGGACCACGGCGGUAUCAGCGCAGUCGCAAUGGAAGGAACCCCGCCAAGUCCGAGGACGCAGAUGCGGAAGACAACAGCAGAGCGCUGUCGACGUAUGAAGUGACCGCACGUGAGCGCACGGCUGAGGAGUUGUUUGUCUUUGAAGGCGGCAUGCUACUGACUGGAGAAACCGAGUACGGUACUGGCAUUGAACAGCAAGCCUAACUGUUAGUAGUUACCGAGUCUUUGGCUAGGUUUUGAUUCGUACAUCAGAGGCAAACUACAGGUGUUUCUAGUCUCUUCCCUCCGCUUUUCACCCUUCUCUUCUUUUCACCCUUCUCUUCUUCUUUCCUUGUUCCAAUUUUCUCCGCCGAGUUCACCGUAAUUUUAUUUCUUUGAACAGUUUCAUUGAUGCUUUGUAGCAGAGAGCAAUUAUAUUUCCAAAUUGUCCAGAAAUAGUCCCCGUUUCCAGACCUCCUGUCCUACAGAGGUCUAUGAGCCUUGAGCGUUCCUUUGCACGCAAACAUUUUUCCCAAGCAUACAUUUCUGACUGGUGCAGUCUCCCGCUGCUGGAAAGCUGCCGUUGUGAACUUGUGCACUGCUGUGGUGGCAGUGUUUGCUGCGCGGCGUGGGCACGUGAGAAUUGCCCUAUCCCACAAGAGUAUGCAUUGUAAGUUUUUGACCCUGCUCCGUUUCCAGAAUGUGUGCUGUUCGGGCAGGAGGUCAUUGUUGUUUCAUUUAUUUUAAUUCGCCGAAUCAAACGGGCAGCAAGCCCAAUUACAUG